Molecule: messenger RNA, 2298 nt
Organism: Monomorium pharaonis (pharaoh ant)
Lineage: Eukaryota; Metazoa; Arthropoda; Insecta; Hymenoptera; Formicidae
Product: protein SPT2 homolog
Biological process (GO): regulation of DNA-templated transcription; nucleosome assembly
Cellular component (GO): nucleolus
Molecular function (GO): histone binding; DNA binding
Source: RefSeq, a predicted model, not a curated record
ACCAUGACACGAAUUACUUCUGCUUUCAAUAUAUCACAAGAUGGUGGAUUUUAUAUGUUCACAGCUUUCUAUGCGUGUAAAUGGAAGAUGCUCUUAUUUAUUCUCAUUAAUUCUUGAUAAUUGAUUUGAACUAGUACUCGUAAUCAUGUGCAAUUAAACUAUUUAUCAGCAAAUGUGAUGAAAUAUAGUUAUAGAUAAAAACUUGAAGCAUUUAUUCGCAACGUGUUAAUCUUUGUGGGGUAAUCUUUUGAAGUUUUAUCAGCGACGAGAGAGAUUUGAUUCAAUGUUCGGGUUGAACAUUACGUUUCUAAUAUCAUUGUUUAUUGUCGAAAGCUCUGUUCUUCGUUAAUACAUCUAUGUUGUUUAUAUAAAAUCUCGACAUAACUGCAACGUGAUCAGUGUAAUCGAACUUUAUCGAAGAAUAUUUGUUGAUACAAACGCACAGUUUCGUAAAAUCGCAGGUUAGCGAUUUUUUGGUACGUGGUUCUCGUGAUAUAUUGUACGCAAAAUGGAUUUCGGCACUUUGAUUUCCGUCGCGCAAAAGAAUGAGACGAAGAAACAGCAGACCGUUCCGUGUUACCAGACAAAGUUCACGCCAUUGAAGAAACAAUCUAAGCAAUCCAAAACUCUUUCUGAUAAUAUCAAGAAAUUUUUAGCUCGGAAGGAGGAAGAAGAGAAGCAGAAAGCUUUAGAAGAAAAAAGGAAAAAAGAGAAUCUUUUGGCCUUACGAGACCAGAAGACACAGAAUCGGAUAAAUAAACACUUAAAAGUGUGUAAAGCGGCGAACAAGUCGGUGAUUGAGGAUGCCAUUGAUAGUGAAAACACGGCUAUUACUAUUGCAGGUCCAUCUCAACCAGAUGAGGAUGAUUAUGGAUAUGAAUCUCAAACAGCAUCUGCAUUAUACAAUCAGUUUAUGAGCAAAUAUAACAGUUUACCUCCAGAGAAGCCCAUUUUUAGUAGCGAGAAAAGAACAGUGAAGGAUAUUGCAUCUACGAAGGACAGAGUAAAACAAGCUUUGAAACAACAAGAAUUAGAAGAAAAUAGCGGAUACAGGAAAAGAAAGAAAUCAUCUGCUUUGAAUACAAAAGAAACUGAAGUUGAUGAAAAAGUAGAAAAGACAAAAAAAAGCAAAGAAGAUAGCAAAGAAGAUAGCAAAGAAGAUUAUAACAAAAUCAAAGAGGACAAAGAUGAAAAACCUAAAGCAAAGAAAAAAUCACUACCACCGCUUAUGGGUUUCGCAGAACUUUUGAAACUUGCCGAGAUAAAACAGCAUGAACCUAUAAUUAUAGAAGUUAAGCCGAAAGCCGAGAAUGAACGGCCAAUGACAAAACGUCAGAAACUGGAGCACAUGCAAGAAAAAGAGAGGAAGGAACAACGCGAGAAGAAAGAUUUAGAGGCAAAUAAAAAACCGAGUGUUACAAGCACGUCCAGCAAACUCGAUAAAACGCAAUCAAACAAGGUUCUUAAAGCUAAUGAAAAAUCUGUGGUCUCAAAUUCAACGUCGAACAAAAAUAUUUCAAAAUGCGCAACGACUAUUUCUAAACAAAUUACUGACCAAUCCAGCAAUAAACCCAAUAAUAAACAUAAUAUUGAAAAAUCAAAUUCGAACAAGAACUCUUCUAAGAAUGAGAUAUUAGAAGAACGGAAAAAAUUAGAAGCUGAGAGAAAACAACUAGAAGAAAUGCGACGUGCUAUCGAAGAAGAAAAAAAGAAGUUGGCACAAAGUAGAAAUAAACUGGAAGACGUAAAAUCUCAAUCCUCUAAUAAAUUAAACACGGUUAAAUCUACAUAUAUAAAUAAGCAAAUAUUACCUAAAGAUAUUAAGUUGCAGGAAUUCCCACCUUCGGAUUUAAAGUUAAAAUCUUCGUUAACUAAUGCUAAAUCAAAACAAUUUCCACCACCUGUUAGACCCAUGAAAUCUAAGAUAAUUAAAAAGGCAUCGAAUAAAAGACGCAUUUAUGAUGAUGACGAAGAAGGCGAUUCAGAUUUGUGAUUCAUAGAUGAUGGAGCAGAAAAUAACGAGGAAGAUUAUAGUAAACAUAUUAGCGAGAUAUUUGGCUAUGAUAAGAGUAAAUAUAAAAACAUUGAUGAUGAAGAUGAUAUCGCUAUGGAAAGUAACUUUGCGGAACAAUUAAAGGAAGAAUAUAUAUCUUCAAAAAUAGGAUAUAUGGAAGCUUUGGAGGAUAUGCGUAUGGAAGCAAUAGAGAAAAAAGGAAAGCUAGUUUGAAGAAAACGACUCAAGAAAUAGUAUACAUUAUUUUGCCUUUGUAUAUAUUUAUAUGUGACAUUUUUUGCAUA